Molecule: messenger RNA, 6141 nt
Organism: Epinephelus moara (kelp grouper)
Lineage: Eukaryota; Metazoa; Chordata; Actinopteri; Perciformes; Serranidae
Gene: loxl2b
Product: lysyl oxidase-like 2b
Exons: 14
Coding region: 169-2466 (765 amino acids)
Biological process (GO): peptidyl-lysine oxidation; sprouting angiogenesis
Cellular component (GO): membrane
Molecular function (GO): protein-lysine 6-oxidase activity; copper ion binding
Source: RefSeq, a predicted model, not a curated record
GGCCACCGCAGCUCCGGUCCGAUCGUGAGAUUGGCAAGAGAGGGAGUGAAAGUUUGGAGACAAGAAGGAGAAGCUGCAGCUGUCUUUGGGCUUUGGUCUGGACGCACUUUUACUGCAGCCUGCAGGAGCUCACAGCCUCAGGAGGGACAAAGAAACUCCAACCAAAAUAUGGCCACCCAGUGUUUGCCCUGCUGCACUGUCAUACUGUUAGUGCUAUUAGAACUGGCUGUUGCCCAGUAUGAACACCUCGGCUACCCUCCGGGGUACCCCGAACCUGAACAGGAGCAGUACACCGCCCCACAGCUGUCAGCAGACACGCCAAGGAUUCAGCUCCGAUUGGCGGGAGAUAAGAGGAAACACAACGAGGGUCGCGUAGAAGUUUUCUACAACAACGAAUGGGGCACUGUCUGCGAUGAUGACUUCACUAUCCAUGCAGCCCAGGUGGUGUGCAGGGAGCUGGGCUACCUGGAAGCCAUCUCAUGGUCACCAUCCUCAAAAUAUGGGAAAGGACAAGGACCCAUCUGGUUUGACAAUCUCCACUGCACUGGCAAAGAAAAGACCUUGGCGCUGUGUCCCUCCAAUGGAAUCGGUGUUUCAGACUGCAAACACAGUGAAGAUGUAGGCGUUGUGUGCAGUGACAAGAGAAUCCCUGGAUUUAAAUUUGUCAACACCCUGCCCAACCAUGUGGAGAGCCUCGACAUUCAAGUGGAGGACGUGCGUAUACGAGCCAUCCUGUCAUCGUACCGAAAGCGGAUCCCUGUAACAGAGGGCUAUGUGGAGGUCAAGGAUGGCGGAAAAUGGAAGCAGAUUUGUAACGCAGAGUGGACCCAGCUUAAUGGCAGAGUCAUCUGUGGCAUGUUUGGCUUCCCCGGGGAGAGGAAGUACAAUGCCAGAGUUUACAAGAUGUUUGCUCGCCGGAGAAAGCCCACAUACUGGGACUAUUCUGUGAACUGCACUGGCAAUGAAGCCCAUUUGUCCAGCUGUAAACUGGGCCAGGUUUCAUCACUGAAGUCCAAUGAGACCUGUGCUGGAGGGUUGCCUGUUGUGGUGAGCUGUGUGCCCGGCAGAGACUUUGCUCCAACGCCAAUGACGGGAUUCAGGAAGGCCUUCAGACAGGAGCAACCACUGGUUCGUCUUCGUGGUGGGGCCAUCGUAGGCGAGGGCCGAGUGGAGGUGUUGAAAAAUGGAGAGUGGGGCACCAUAUGUGAUGAUAACUGGAACCUGCUGUCUGCCACCGUGGUGUGUCGAGAGCUGGGCUUCGGUACGGCCAUAGAGGCCUUGUCUGGAGGUCGCCUGGGACAAGGUAUGGGCCCUGUGCAUAUGAAUGAGGUGGAGUGCUCUGGAUUUGAGAAGUCCAUCACAGAGUGCUUCUUCAACAAGGAGGCUAUUGGUUGCAGCCAUGAGGAGGAUGCAGCCGUUAGAUGUAACGUUCCUGCUAUGGGCUUCCAGGAGUCGCUGCGCCUGAGUGGAGGUCGGAACCCCUAUGAGGGCCGUGUGGAAGUGCUGAUGGAGAGGAACGGUUCUCUGGUUUGGGGGACGGUGUGCAGUGAAGGCUGGGGAACCAUGGAGGCCAUGGUGGUUUGCAGACAGCUGGGCCUGGGCUUCGCCAGCAACGCUUUCCAGGAGACUUGGUAUUGGCCAGGAGAGGUGACUGCUGACGCUGUGGUGAUGAGUGGCGUUCGCUGCUCUGGUACUGAGAUGUCGCUGUCCCACUGCCUGCACCACGGAGCCCACCUCAGCUGCCCUAGGGGAGGCGGACGCAAUGCCGCUGGAGUCUCCUGCUCUGAGACGGCGCCUGACCUGGUGUUGAACCCUCAGGUGGUGGAGCAGACCACCUACAUGGAGGACAGGCCCAUGUUCAUGCUGCAGUGUGCGUUUGAGGAGAAUUGUCUGUCCUCCACCUCCAGCCAGGCGCCGGCCAACUCCUAUCGCCGCCUGCUGCGCUUCUCAUCCCAGAUCCACAACAACGGCCAGUCUGACUUCCGGCCCAAAGCUGGCAGGCACUCCUGGGUGUGGCACGACUGUCACAGGCAUUAUCACAGCAUGGAGGUGUUUACGCUCUAUGACCUGUUCAGCCUCAAUGGAACCAAAGUGGCAGAAGGACACAAAGCAAGUUUUUGUCUGGAGGACUCAGAGUGUGAUGAAGGAAUUGAAAAGAGGUACGAAUGUGCUAACUUUGGAGAUCAGGGGAUCACUGUGGGCUGCUGGGAUACCUACAGGCACGACAUCGACUGCCAGUGGAUUGACAUAACUGAACUCAAACCUGGAGAUUACAUUUUCCAGAUAGUAAUUAACCCAAACUAUGAGGUACCGGAGACAGACUACUCAAAUAACAUACUGAAAUGCAGAUGUCGAUAUGAUGGCCAUCGUGUGUGGAUGUACAGCUGCCAUAAUGGUGGCUCAUUAAGCAUCGAAACAGAACAGACGUUCCCAGGGCUCCUCAACAACCAGGUGACCCACAGGUAAAGACAAAGCAGAGGAGAUGAGUCGACUGGCAGUCCCCCUUCCUGCAGGAAGGCCAUCUGAAACCCACCAACCACUCCGCAUCUCCAUCUGUGGUGGAUUCCCCCUGUCAGCCCUGCCCUGGUCAAACUAUGUUGUUACAUUUUCCCUCCUAUUAGGAAGAGCCCUCCUUCUCCCACGGCUGAAAAAGUAUUGUUUUCCCCCUCCGGUCCAAACAGAGGCAGCUACAGCCUUACCAACACUUCCAUGUUAAGAACGAGAUUGGUGAUGCUGUCCUUGUGCCUUGUAACUUUUUUCUUUUAAAUGAGUGAUGAAAUAAACCUGCCGGGAAGUGGCAGGUAUUUUACACAAGCUGCAGUAUUGGGGAAUGUCAUCAAGACUGUGUCUUCUUUGAAGUGCAGCACUUUAACAGAACCCUGCUGCAACACUUUUUGUUCAAAGCUUCCCUGUCAGUGGCAGGUCGCCUGAGGAUUGAGAGGAACCAUGGAUAACAAUAGCAGUGGUCUGUCUUUGGAAAUAAAGUCAGUGUUCUUCCACUUUUCAUAAAGUGCCUCUUACACACAUACACUGAGUUUAUGUUCCACAGACAAACUGAGCAUUUCUGUUGCAUGUCAGUUAUUCAAGCUGAAGUUUCACAUCUUAAUUGAGGAGUUUACAAAUCAAGUUGCGGCACAAACAAGUCCUCAAAAACCAAACAGCCCAUUCAUCACAAAUUACAAGUGCUAAUUGCUUGAUUCAGCUGUAAAAUUAAUCCAGCAAGGCUGAACUAUCACAUACUGAGACGCCUCAGAGUGCCCCAAAGCCUUCUUUUAAAUAACUGGAGCAUAUGUUCUCUCAAAUUGCUCUACACGAACAAGGACUGUAGUCUUUGCAUCAAAUCUGAUUAGGCCACAUUUCAAAGAGGAGUCGCGCUAGGCCUAUAAUCCUUUGUGGGCAUUGGUGUCCCAAUGUGUGUUGGAAGCAAUCUCAGUUAGUCCAGAAAUCAUUUAAGCAAAUUUUACCCACAGAUUUACCUAUAAUUUACACUAUAGUAUGCAUUACCUAAGAGGUUUUAGUUUUGACCAGCACUGAUAGUAGUUUUCUAGUUACUGUGCAAAAUUGACAAAAAAAAUAAAUAAAUAAUACUGAUUUAGAACUGGGUUAUGUCCUCCCUUUGGUAAGUUUGAGAUUGAUGUCAGCUUCCAGACACUGUCUUGUUCUGAUAUAUCCAUAACUCUUUUUAUGAUAUGUAGCAAUAUUUUGCUUUUGAAGCUAAUAUAUCUACGUUUUUUCUCUCCCCGUUCAGUGCCUUUAUAAAAUACUCACAUUCAUUACACCCACCAUCUUUAAAGACCAAUUUAAUACCACCUAGAAAUCUAGUUUUUUAUAACUUAAAGUCCAGAUGAAAAUAAAUUGCCUGCUUUACAGCCUACCGAUCCACUCUGUAGGUUCCUGUUUUAUAGUCUGCUUUUAGGACGACAUAGCCAGUCUGUGCCAUUGGUUCUUUGUCUUGUCUUCUGUCAUCUAACUGCACAAAGACCUGGUCACAGCAGCAUUUAAAACAGCUCCAUUUUGCUGCAGUUUCCAAUCAUUCCAAUUAAAUCAUUGUAAUUAGUGUAUCCUUUCGCUGGUGCAAAGUAAAUGAGUGCAAAUUGUGCAAAAGCUAUCGUUGCUAAUCAGCUGUGUUGCACCAUCAACUUUUAUUUAACCUGCUCUGUUAGAGUAAAACUGUUACACAAAAGAGGAGACAUUUAUGAGACAGGAAGUGAUGGUAGGCCUACAAAUGCGUCUUUCGAAAAAACUGUGUGAAGUUUUUAUCCUGCUUAUGAUCGAGCUAAGCUAACAAGGUUUUGAUUUUGAUAACUGAUCUUUUGCAAGUUUCCGGGGAACAUAGGACCAUUAUCAAGUUCCCAUUAUGUGCUAUAUAAAUCUGGGAAUAUGGCACCCUGGGAACAUAGGACCCUGUGUCAAGUUCCCAUUAUGUACUAUAUAAAUCUGGGAAACAAAGAACCUUGUAAACAUAGGAGUCUUGGCGAGUACAUAUGUAGGUCUGGGGAACAAAGGACCCUGGGAACAUGGACUCAGGGAGCACUGGAAUUACCCUACUAGCACCAGCCCAGAUAGCUAGCGCUUUAAUGUCUCACCAGGCAACCACAGCAAUUUACCAACUAUCCCUGAUACUAUAGUCACUACAUCACUACUAGAGCCAAAUAUUAUGCAAAGCCACAUGAAUAUAUUUUGCUGUACCAUUUUCUAGUUGUGACCAGGCCUUAAAGCAGAAACUGUUGUAUCAGAGGCUGAGUAACAGCCAGAUAGCAGUCUGAGACACAACAUAAAAGAGGACAAACUUUGAACCAUUUCACAUUAACUUUCAAGCUAUCUUAUUCUAAUAUCUUCUUCAUAUCUACUGUACAAGAAGGUAGCUUAACUUAGCUGAAAGAGCUACCAACCAUUGCGGGGUAGAUAGCUAAUUAGCUAGUCAGCUGUAGCACAUGGUAGGCUACCAGCAACACUGCCAACAAAUUUCUGUCUGACCUUUGCUUGUAAGCUAGCAGUCAAAGACACGCACUCAUAGUCUUGAAGGCUUAAGAGGUUUUUUAAUGUUUGUCAAAAGGGCUAUUUUCUUCCUUUGAAUAAUAAAAAUAUCAAUGAUUCAUUGAAAAAUCGCUCUGAACUUUUCUUUAAGACACAUGAGUGUAUGUGUUACUGAAAUGUGUCUUAAGUCUUCCACAGCCAGUGGCACGCUGUUGGUUCUACAGGAGGAUCAUAGGACUGUUCUACAGUAUCAUGCUUUCACAUACAGGAAGGUUUCAGCCGUUAUUUGUUGCCUUUACAAGGAAACACAAGAGCACAGGUAUCAUCCUCUCAGAGAAAGCUCAUGGAAUAGCGUUUCUCCCCGUUAAGAGUUGCAGAUAUUAGUUACUGUUACUGAAGUUAGGUUUUUUUUUUACAGUUUUAUUCCUCGUUUUAAAAUAAUAUGUUACGUACAAUAAUGUGUGUGUGAAUCCUGUUUUAUUGUACUUUUUUAUAAUGGUGCUAUCAAACUGGUCCUCUGUUUUCUGAGGGUGCAGUACGUGUUGAACAGCUACAUUAUGUAUACUAACAGUAUACUUGAACUGAGAAAUAAAUUGCUUUGUGUGUUAAACUAUAAUAAAGGUCUGAGUUACGGAGCAACCAAAUCUUUGCUGUUAAAUGUUGUUUCUAUUCAUUUUUUCCUCACUAUAUUUAUAUUUUGCGCGUCACCCUGCUUCACAUAUUUUCCAUAACAAAAACUGUAAUUCGCAGCUGCUGUUUGCAGGCAUUUUGUUUAAGUUUGAUAUUUGAUACGUGAACAUCAAUUAUCUUAAACAUCCUUCCCUCCUCUGCAUUGAAACCACUGUGCGACACUAAAGAAACAGAUUACAGCACAGACUUGAGUGACUUGAGCUCAGCACACUACCAUCAGCUGGUGUCUUUGUGACUGUGAGCUAAAAGAGUCUCUUUCUUGUUGCACUCGAUUUCCCACGAGUGUUUCUUGUUUUUCCACAUAUGUUUACCUGAGGUAGGAGAAACAAUCAGUCAUCUCUGGCAGCAUUUACACUGCAGCAGCUGUGAUUUUUUUUUAACCCCUUCUGUUUCUGACUUCAUUUAUGCACACCCUAAAAGAGUCUCACACAGUGGUUGUAAAUAAGAAUUUUCCUUCCAAAAUAGAUUCCAUAA